AGCGUCAAUCAUCGACGACACAAUCAACCAAUUCCACAACGCCCAUCAAUCAUAACAGAGCCAGACACUAAAGAGCACCUUCCGCAUCAUGCCAGUGUGCAUUACUAGGAUCGGGGCCUCCGAGCACAGCUGUGGAGCUCGCUUUCAGUGUCUGCAAUUAAAACGUAACAGUGUUUCGAUAGUUGGACACAUUCACCAAAAGUGAUACGUUCAAUCGCCUCCGAAAGGUCCGGUUGGGGUGCGAAAAACGCUGCCAUAAAUUAUCACAUGGGGCGCAGGCGUACUGACCGCCCGCACGACUCCCUAACUCGGGGCGGCUGGUUGUGCUACAAGCGCCACACAGUUCUAGCCCUGGUGUCUGUGAAUUCUGGCCCAGUUUUACCGUUCAACCUCUGGCAGAGUCUCAAGAGUAGUGCUCCAUUUCAACAUCUGGAGCUUAUUUUCUCCUGUAGGGAGCAUCUCCCAAAGCCCCUUUCACCAUGGCCUGCCCGUUUGCGAAGCACAUCUCGAGCGAGCAGUUCCAGCGCCAGCCGUCCAUCGCCGAGGCCCACAACUGGAACCUGGACGAGGACCUGAGCGAGAUACCGGGCGAUGCGCUGACGCUCACGCAUCUGAACGCCGCGAUCCAGCUGCUGACGGCACCGUCGAUCGACAACGUCCACGAGGCACUGAUGUCACUGAUCGGCAAGUACAGCAACAGGUGGCCCGGCCUGUCAAAGCUCAAGAGCGAACGUUCGGAGCUGUCCAUCUACCCACACUACGACUACCUGGCGGACAUUCAGGACAAUCUGACGCAGAUCGAUGAAUCGGCCGUCUCGGAGAUACUGGUCCUGCUCGGCGAGGAGCUGAUCCAGACGGCGUGCGUCGGCGUGAUCGAGCGCGCCUUCAAGUGUCUCGGCUCGGACCUGCAGGAGUUUCUCGGCUCGCUCGACGGCGUGUACGACGUGCUGAAGCUGCAGGAGGAGGACAUCUCCGACACCGGGUUCGUGUGUGCCGGCGAGGGCGAGCUCAUCUUCACCUCCGAGCGGCCCGUCCUCGCCUGGCUGCUGCUCGGCUGUCUGCGCGCCCUCGCCCGCCUCCUGUUCGGGUGCGAGCCGGAAAUCGAGCUCGAACCGCUGCCGGGCGAUACGCCCCGCUACCGCUACCUGCUGCGGGUGGACGAGCCGGCCGGCCGGGCGCUGGAGCGGCGCGGACCGGCCGACGCUGUGUCGGGGGACGCCCGGGACCUGAAGGUAAGCAAUCAGUUCUUCUGCGACGCCUUCCCGUGGCACUUCAUCAUGGACGAGCAGCUGCGGCUGGUGCAGAUGGGGUCCGCCUUCAGCCGGCUGUUCAAGGGGCACGUGGGGGCGGCGGCCGGCGGCCCGGCCGGGCUGCUGUGCGCCAGCACGGUGUUUCGCUUCAAGCGGCCGCGCGGCCUGCAGCUCCACUUCCGCGAGAUAGUGCGGCGCACCAACACGCCGUUCAUGAUCUCGCUGCGCGCGCCGCCCGGCCGGCCCGACUUCUUCGCCAAGGGGCUGGAGAUCAAGGGCCAGAUGGUGUUCUGUCCCGAGUCGAACGCGCUGCUGUUCGUCGGCUCGCCGUUCCUGGACGGGCUCGAGGGGCUGACGUGCAACGGGCUGUUCAUCUCGGACAUCCCGCUGCACGAUGCGACGCGCGAGGUCAUACUGGUGGGGGAGCAGGCCCGCGCCCAGGACGGGCUGCGGCGCCGGAUGGACAAGCUGAAGAGCUCGAUCGAGGAGGCGAACGCGGCCGUCAUCAAGGAGCGGAAGAAGAACGUGAGCCUGCUGCAGCUCAUCUUCCCGGCGGAGAUCGCCGAGCGGCUGUGGCUCGGGGCGCAGAUCGACGCCAAGACGUACCCGGAGGUGACGAUGCUGUUCAGCGACAUCGUCGGCUUCACCAGCAUCUGCUCGCGGGCGACCCCGUUCAUGGUGAUCAACAUGCUGGAGAACCUGUACAAGCACUUCGACGAGCUGUGCGGGUUCUUCGACGUGUACAAGGUGGAGACGAUCGGGGACGCGUACUGCGUGGCGAGCGGGCUGCACCGGGCCAGCAUCUACGACGCGCACAAGGUCGCCUGGAUGGCGCUGCGGAUGAUCGAAACCUGCACGCUCUACAACACGCACGACGGUCAGCACAUCAAGAUGCGCAUCGGCAUCCACACCGGCACGGUGCUGGCCGGAGUCGUCGGCCGCAAGAUGCCCCGGUACUGUCUGUUCGGGCACAACGUCACGAUCGCGAACAAGUUCGAGUCCGGCAGCGAGGCGUGCAAGAUCAACAUCAGCCCGACCACGCGCGAGUGGCUGGUGAAGCAUCCCGACUACGGCUUCCAGCUGAACGCACGGGACGCGUCGCACAUGCCGAAAGAGUUCACCGACUCGAAGGGGCUGACGUGCUACUUCCUGGAGGGCUACAAACAUCCGACCCUCAGCAAUGAUCGGCCCCUGCAGGAGCACAUCGAGGAGGCGAUGCGACAGACGCUCCAGGAUACGGCCGAAACCAUUACGCUCGAGGUCGCUCAGUAAAGCCUGCGUUGGAAGGGAGCAACACACACACACACACACACACACAUUCAGAUUGGGAGACGACUCCACACGACGACCGCUGGUUGGGCGGAGUAUUGUAUUUUGAUGUUAGUAGAUGUUUGAACAAACCAAAAACCGGUAACAUUAGACAACAAGGCACGGCCUGCUGCGACGGAGACUACCAUGUAUCCUCCUUUCCCGAGUUCCCCCAUUCGUAAACCGCCCCCAUACCACUCCCCCCAGCUAUUUAGACCAAACUAGCCUACUUAACCUACUAAGGACCAGGUGCGGCGAGACGACACCUUCCCUCUUCUUUAGAAACGCCUUAUACUCAUGAUAUGCCAAAAUGACGAUAUUCGGUGGGUUUCAGCUCGUUAGACGUUAAUGUAAUGGAUGUAUGGAUGGUGUUGUUUUGUUUUGUUUUGCUCUGUUGUUGAUGUUUGUAGGUGUGUUUGUUUUCUGACACAGUCCAUCGGAGACACACACACACACGCACCCACACGUUCGUGCGCAUUUUCGUUGAUGGAUACGUGUUUUUUGAAGUACGGUGUAACUAAAACUAACUAAAGAACAACUAAAACGAGUAGGUUUUUAUGUCGCUUAGCACUACUGUCCGUAAUAAAAUAAAGGUAAUCUAUCUACAUACAUA
Molecule: messenger RNA, 3171 nt
Organism: Anopheles coluzzii
Lineage: Eukaryota; Metazoa; Arthropoda; Insecta; Diptera; Culicidae
Gene: Gycalpha99B
Product: head-specific guanylate cyclase
Exons: 6
Coding region: 480-2522 (680 amino acids)
Biological process (GO): cGMP biosynthetic process; response to oxygen levels
Cellular component (GO): guanylate cyclase complex, soluble
Molecular function (GO): guanylate cyclase activity; heme binding
Source: RefSeq, a predicted model, not a curated record